AUGGCAGCACCCGUGGGACCUCUCACCCAGAUCAAACUGCCGUCGGGCCCUUCGCCGGUCACGGCUGAGCAGCGCUACUGGCAGUCUUUCAAGAACCAACUCCAGAUCCCCUCGCCCACGACAUAUCCCAUCACCCACAUCAGCGGUGCCUCCAACGACGGGCACUUUGCCGUCACCACCGGUACACGUGUUCAGAUCUACUCGGUGCGCACGCGGAAACUCGAAAAGACCGUCACCCGCUUUGCCGAUGUCGCCCGGAGCGGUGAUAUCCGCCGCGAUGGCAAGGUCCUCGUCGCCGGCGAGGACACUGGCCGCAUCCAGGUCUUUGACGUCAACUCGCGCGCCAUCCUGAAGACGUGGAUGAACCACAAGCAGCCCGUUUGGGCCACGAGGUUUUCCAAGACGCAGCUCACCACCCUGCUCAGCGCUUCCGACGACAAGACAGUCCGCCUCUGGGACCUGCCCAGCAACCAGCCCACCCACACCUUUAUCGGCCACCAGGACUACGUCCGCAGCGCUGAUUUCAUGCCCGGCUCCCUGGCCAACCUGCUCGUCUCGGGAAGCUACGACUCGACUGUUCGUCUCUGGGAUCCGAGGAUCGGCUCCAACCAGGCUGUCAUGACCUUCAAGCACGCCGCCCCCGUCGAAGACGUCCUCGCCCUGCCCUCCGGCACCACGCUGCUCGCUGCCGCUGGGCCCGCCAUUUCCGUCCUCGACCUCGUCGCCGCCCGUCCCCUGCAGCAGCUCACGAACCACCAGAAGACCGUCACGUCUCUGUGCCUCGCCAGCGGCGGCACCCGUCUCGCCUCGGGCGGCCUCGACGGUCACGUCAAAAUUUUCGAGACGACCGGCUGGAACGUUGUGUCGACGACGAAAUACUCCUCUCCCAUUCUGACCCUUCGCGUCCUCGGCGCCUCCGACUCGUCCACCUCGACGGCGUCCGCCGCCGGCGCCGACCCGGGCUCCAACGCCGGCAACGACCGCCACCUCCUCGUCGGCAUGCAGUCGGGCGUCCUCAGCAUCCGCACCCGCCUCUCCGGUGCCGAGGCCACGCGCCAGCGCGACCGUGACCCACGCCCAAGAAGAAGCGCCGCAUCGCCGCCACGCGCCGCCUCGACAUGGCCGGCGAGUCGACCGACGUCGUCAUCGCCAACGAGGCCCCGCGAGGGCGCCCGCAAGAACGAGGCUCUCUGGCAGCGCGCCCUCCGCCAGGGCCGCUACGCCGAGGCACUCGACCGCCUCCUCGACCCGGCCUCGGUGGCUUCGAACUCGGCCGCCGCCGCCAAGAACAAGCAGGGCGGCAGCAAAGCGGCGGCGGCGGCGGCUGCGAACAAGAAGCAGGCCGACCAGCCGGCGGCGCCGCUCGAGGUGCUCACCCUCCUCCUCGCCCUGCGCCACCGCAGCGCCGUCCGCGCCGCCCUCGAGGGCCGCGACGAGCGCACCGUCCAGCCCAUCCUCAAGUGGGUCUGCGCCCACGUCGUCGACCCCCGCUACGUCAGCGCCUGCGUCGAGGUCGGCAUGCACCUCAUUGAGCUCUACGCCGAGUACGCCGGCGGCAGCGCCGACCUCGCCGACGGCUUCCGCCUGCUGCGCCGCCGCGUCGGCGGCGAGGUCGAGAAGGCAAAGGCCGCGUGCGAGACGGGCGGCAUGGUCGACGGCCUCAUCCUCGGCGCUGCCUGA
This is a messenger RNA of Verticillium dahliae VdLs.17, 1680 nucleotides long. RefSeq names its product U3 small nucleolar RNA-associated protein. Gene Ontology annotation, biological process: positive regulation of transcription by RNA polymerase I; rRNA processing. The transcript is spliced from 2 exons. The coding region runs from base 1 to 1680 and encodes 559 amino acids. Gene Ontology annotation, molecular function: protein binding. Lineage: Eukaryota; Fungi; Ascomycota; Sordariomycetes; Glomerellales; Plectosphaerellaceae. The record is from RefSeq and is a predicted model, not a curated record. Gene Ontology annotation, cellular component: nucleolus.